AUGGGCCCUAGAUCUCGUGUUAAGUUCCACGGCCCUAGAAAGAAGAAAGAAGUGAAACCCCCAAGGCUCCAGGUAAAAGGACGGAAGCAAACCAAAGGGUGGCCCUGGCCGACCAAGAAACCAGGUCUAGAGCGGACAACAUUGAGAUCCAUAAGAGCUGGCUUUCGCGACCAGCCUGUUCCGUCCAAGGUACCCUUCAUUCGGCCAAGAAGCGCGUCACAUUUUACAGAGGAGAUCGCGCACAGCGGCAACUUCAAAGAGCAAAAUCCGCGCAAAGGCCAGCAGCAAACCCACACGGCCGUCCAGCCUCAGACGAUUCCGCCAUCUUUUGACGACCUCUACGACUCUCCGCCCGAGUCACUCAUCAUACAGGCGCCAAUUUACAGGGAGGUCGACGGCCGCCUAGAAAUCCAGCGUCCGAAUAAGUCAAUGACUGAGGAACCUAAAACCGACACUUCAGAAACCAGCGCAUCUCCCAGCUCCUUCAUCAAGACGCUCGUCACCCUCUUUGCUGGACGCCGUCAGAGCCCCCCAAAGUCCGACAACGGCAAGCAUCACUUCAGAUCCCAGUCUGUACCGACGCCCGUCAAAAACAUUGACCACGACAACGUUGAGAACCCUCGUCGAGCGCAGUCCGAAUACACUCCAACUCCCCCACUCGCUCCUCCUACGCCCCCACGCCUCACUCAUGCGCAGGUUAUUCCAGCCAUCAUGCGCCGUGUGGCCAACGAGCCGUCACAUGUGCGAAGACCCAGGGAGAUUUUCACUGCUCCGCUGCACAAGACCACGGGAGGCGCCGUGGUGUUCGAGGACGUCUUCACCCCAACUGAAGUCCAGCGAGGCUUUCACGUGCCGAGUGCGACUCAGACACCAGAGGAACUUGAGCAGUGUCGCACCAAGUCUUCCUCGACUCUACUCGAUCGCAAUGAGGAUGUUUGGGGCCGCUGGCAUGCAAAGUACGAGAAGCGCGAAACUCAUCCAUUCAAUCAUCCCGCUGCAGUACCGGCUUGA
Parastagonospora nodorum SN15 is the source of this 1011-nucleotide messenger RNA. RefSeq lists its product as hypothetical. The record is from RefSeq and is a predicted model, not a curated record. Lineage: Eukaryota; Fungi; Ascomycota; Dothideomycetes; Pleosporales; Phaeosphaeriaceae. The coding region runs from base 1 to 1011 and encodes 336 amino acids. The transcript has a single exon.